Messenger RNA from Fonsecaea nubica, 576 nucleotides. RefSeq lists its product as hypothetical. The record is from RefSeq and is a predicted model, not a curated record. The transcript has a single exon. Lineage: Eukaryota; Fungi; Ascomycota; Eurotiomycetes; Chaetothyriales; Herpotrichiellaceae. The coding region runs from base 1 to 576 and encodes 191 amino acids.
AUGGCCAUCAUCAUCAUCAAUAACCAGACCCAAACUUCAUCUUUGUCUUUGUCUUUGUCUCCAGAAUCGCAACAGGAACAAGACAACCACAAAACCUCGACGCCCGUCGCCAUCGACAUCGACAUCGGCCCAGGUGGACCUGAUCUUUCUCCUUCUACAACCACCACCACCACCACCACCACAACAGGGCAGGUCGAGGUUGAGGUUCAGGACGUGCUGGCCACGAUCCGCGCCAACCUCGCCCUCGUCGAGCGCACCUGGGGUCGCGAGAGUCGGCAGCACCGCGACGCGAGGGCCCUCAUGCUGGCGUAUCUCGAGGAAAAUGUGCUCCGUCGCAGGCUCCGACACCACCAGCGGGACAGGGACGAGGGUUAUGGGCGGCAGAGGGAGGGGGAGGGAGAGGGAGAUGUGGAUGUGGACAUGGACAGCACAAUGGACACAGGUAGGGGAACGGGAAUGGAUAUGGAUAUGGAUAUGGAUAUGGAUAUGGACACGGAUGGGAAAAGGAAAAGGGACCUGGAACUAGAGCUGGAUAGAGGGAUCGAACAGGUGUUGGCCGAGUUGAGGUUGUCGUGA